CAAAAUUGAUAGUAAUAAAUAAUUGCCGGUAUCCCCAGUGCUUUCGUUCCACUGCAUUUUCCUCAAAAUUAGGGUUAGGGUUUUUUCCAUCAACGGAACUCCGGAAGCCCUCUUAAUAUCUGCUCUCUUAUAGAUCUCAGUUUUUAGUCAAUGGCAAGCAGAGGCUCAGGAAGUGGACUCCCUUAUCGGGGUGGCGGCCGCCGCGGAGGCAGAGGAGGAAGAGGAGGCAGAGGAGCAGGAGGUGCAAUCGGAGGAGGAGCCGCAGCCGGAGACAAUGGUGGAGAUCCUAAACCUGGACUGAGAAAACCGGUGUUUGUUAAGGUGGAUGAUCUGAAACCUGGUACCAGCGGCCACACUUUAACGGUCAAGGUCUUGGAAGCCAAUACAGUUCUGAACAAGAAGCCUCGCAAUCCCGCGUCGUCGUUUCGUGGGCCGUCACUUCAACAACAGCAGCCCAGUCGCAUUGCUGAAUGUCUUGUCGGUGACGAGACGGGAACAAUACUCUUCACUGCGCGAAACGAUCAAGUUGACUUGAUGAAGGCAGGCAAUACCGUGAUCCUCCGCAAUGCAAAAAUUGACAUGUUUAAGGGUUCUAUGAGAUUAGCUGUUGAUAAAUGGGGUCGCAUUGAGGUGACUGAACCUGCGCAGUUUGUGGUCAAAGAAGAUAACAAUCUGUCCUUGGUAGAAUACGAGUUGGUGAAUGUCGUUGAAGAAUCUUGAAUGUUUGCCAUAUGUUCUGAUUUCAUGAUGGCGAUUUCCGUACAUUUUGUUUGUGACCGUGGGUUCUGGUAUACAUGCCUGAGGAGUUUUAGUAGAUUUAUAUUUUGUUUUUAUAGUUAACUUGUGACAAGACUAAUCUAAUCUUAUAUUUUUUUAGUUACUUUGUGAAAGAUUGCGUCUUUGUUUUGCCAUCUAAGCAUGUGAGGGUGGUGAAACCUCAAAUUUUUGAGGUGUUCAUAUGGUUUCGGUUGCGCUAUUUUGGAGAUAGGGCUGUCUCAAUAUUAGUACUUGUGUUCUAUUGUUUUUGACAUUGGUGGAAAUGAAAGUUGUUAUUCUCAGUUAAUCCGCUCCUCAUUCUGUAUUUCUCUAUCUGCCAUUAUCACUCUAUUUGUCAGCUCUGAUGAUUAUUUCAUUUGGAAGAUAGUUGUGUG
This is a messenger RNA of Oldenlandia corymbosa var. corymbosa, 1151 nucleotides long. The record is from the annotation of a GenBank genome assembly. Lineage: Eukaryota; Viridiplantae; Streptophyta; Magnoliopsida; Gentianales; Rubiaceae.